Messenger RNA from Clupea harengus (Atlantic herring), 4194 nucleotides. It is a transcript of the gene abcg2d, whose product is annotated as ATP binding cassette subfamily G member 2 (JR blood group). The record is from RefSeq and is a predicted model, not a curated record. Lineage: Eukaryota; Metazoa; Chordata; Actinopteri; Clupeiformes; Clupeidae. Gene Ontology annotation, molecular function: ATP hydrolysis activity; ABC-type transporter activity; ATP binding. Gene Ontology annotation, cellular component: membrane.
CUAAAAACACCCAAGAAUGGCUAAGAGCAAAACAUUGGACUAUUCUGAAGUGGCCUUCUAUGGGCCCUGAUCUAAAUCCUAUUGAACAUCUGUGGAAGGAACUGAAACAUGCAGUCUGGAGAAGGCACCCUUCAAACCUGAGACAGCUGGGGCAGUUUGCUCACAAGGAGUUGGCCAAAAUGCCUGUUGACAGUUGCAAAAGUCUCAUUGAAAGUUACAGAAAUCGCUUGAUUGCAGUGAUUGCCUCAAAAGGUUGUGCAACAAAAUAUUAAGUUAAGGGUACCAUCAUUUUUGUCCUGGCCAGUUUCAUUAUUUUUUUUUUUUUAAAUUAUUCUGGUUUUUUAUUUCAGUACAUUUGUAUUUAUUAUUACUUUUGUCAGUUUCAAGUUAUUUCAGUGACCAUUGUGGGUUUUUUCUUUAAUGGAAGGGUACCAACAAUUUUGUCCGGGUCUGUAUAGUCCAUGAAUGCCAUCCCAUCAACCUAAAUCUUUUAUAAAAAUUCUACCCAGAAUAAUGGGGGGAGACACUGCAAAAGAACAAUGUGUAAAGCUGGUACUUUCACUUCAGAAUACUUAAGGAUGUUAUUUAGUAGAGAAACAACUUAUUUAGCCUUUAGACAUAUGCUACAAUAUAAGUGUUCAGAUAAAUAUGUCAGUAUCUUUUGGAAACCAGAAAAUAGUGAUGACUUCAGAGGGGUUGAAUACUUUUGCAAGCCACUGCACUUAAACAGGCCUCCAAAGGCAAAACGCGUAGCCUAGUUAAAUGUAGCAUAUGGUCUAGGGGUCUAGGCCCAUAGCAUAACAUUCUUCUUUAUACCUGUGACUGUGACUUAAGUCACACUGAAGUUUUCACGGAUCAUCUGAGGCGAAUGUGCUCUGCCCACCUCCCGUUUAAUUCAACAGCUUCUGGAGUCUAUAUAAGCAACGCGUGGUAUGGCACUGAGUAAAUCCACUUGAGGACACUCCGGGAACAAUUGCAAGGAAAAGUCUGCCUGUUACCUCGAAACUGAAUUUCUUCAAGGCAGAGACGGCCAUAGGAGAUGGCGGAUCGGGCAAAUCAUGUCAACAUACAGGUGGUUGAGGACAUGGGCACCAAUGGCCUGGUAGGGCCAAAGGUCAUCACUAUGGAAACAGGCAAGACUCAGCGUGGUGCUGUUGUCAGCUUUCACAACAUCCAGUACAAAGUGGAACUCAAGAGUGGACCCCUAUGUAAAAGGAAGACCACCGCUAAGGAGAUACUUGUAGAUCUCAGUGGGAUCAUGCGACCUGGUUUAAAUGCUAUUUUAGGACCCACAGGAAGCGGGAAGUCUUCGUUCCUGGAUGUGUUGGCUGCCAGGAAGGACCCAACAGGUCUCUCAGGAGAAGUGUUAAUAGAUGGAGCACCCCAGCCCCCCAACUUUAAGUGCCUGUCUGGCUAUGUGGUCCAGGAUGAUGUGGUGAUGGGAACGUUGACUGUUAGGGAGAAUCUGCGUUUUUCCGCAGCGCUGCGUCUGCCCGCCUCAGUGGACCAGAGGGAGAAGGAGACGCGUGUCAACCGGCUCAUCGAAGAGCUGGGACUCAGCAAGGUGGCUGAUUCAAAGGUGGGCACCCAGCUGAUCCGGGGCAUCUCUGGAGGAGAGCGUAAAAGGACCAACAUUGGCAUGGAGCUGAUCAUCGACCCCUCUGUUCUGUUCCUGGAUGAGCCUACCACUGGUCUGGACGCCAGCACAGCCAACUCAGUCCUGCUGCUGCUUAAGAAGAUGGCUAACCAUGGACGCACCAUUAUAAUGUCUAUCCACCAGCCGCGGUACUCCAUCUACCGCCUCUUUGAUUCCCUUACCCUGCUGGUCAGCGGCAAACAGGUGUAUCAUGGGCCAGCCCAGAAUGCACUGGACUACUUUGCUAAUAUAGGUUACGCAUGUGAGGCACAUAACAACCCGGCAGACUUCUUCCUGGAUAUCAUCAAUGGAGACUCCACGGCAGCCACCCUUAAUAAGAUGCAUACCUCUGGAGAGUUAGACUUUGAGGAAGGAAGCAGCAACCGACGGAGUAUUGAGGACCGAUUGGUCGAAGAGUACCGUAACUGCAGCUAUGCCCGCAACACCAAGGCCGAACUGGAACGCAUCACCAAUGGCAGAGACUACACAACUCUACACAAGGCCCGCACCAUCACCUACAACAGCUCAUUCCUGCAUCAGCUGAAGUGGGUGCUCAAAAGAACCUUCCGGAACCUCAUGUUGAACCCACAGACCUCCGUGGCUCAGCUUGGCGUCACCAUCUUCCUGGCUCUCAUCGUGGGGGCUAUUUUCUUUGGUGUGAAGGAUGACCAGAGUGGCAUCCAGAACAGAUUCGGUGCAUUGUUUUUCAUCACAACCAACCAGUGUUUCAGUACGCUCUCAGCUGCUGAGCUCUUCAUCACCGAGAGGAAGCUCUUCAUUCAUGAGUACACUAGCGGUUACUACAGGAUCUCUGUCUACUUCCUGUCCAAGAUUCUGUCUGACAUCAUCACUCUGCGCACAAUGCCAUCAGUCAUCUUCACUUGUGUGGUGUACUACAUGAUUGGGUUCAAGCCCACUGCUGGGGCCUUCUUCCUCUUCAUGUUCACGGUGACCCUGGUGGCCUACACCGCCACGGCCAUGACCAUGGCCAUCUCAGCCGACCAGACGGUGGUGGCAGUCGCCAACAUCUUCAUGACCAUCAGCUUCGUCUUCAUGAUGAUAUUCUCUGGCCUACUGGUGAGAUUGACCAGUAUCAUGGACUGGCUGGCCUGGCUGAAGUACUUCAGUAUUCCUCGCUACGGCUUAACAGCUUUGGAGAUAAAUGAGUUUGUGGGUCUGGAAUUCUGCAAAAACCUCUCCAUCACCUCUCGCAUGAACAACUGCACCAUAAACCCUGUCGAGCUGACUUGCACAGGCGAGCAGCACCUGAAGGCCCAGGGCAUUGAUUACUCCACAUGGGGGUUAUGGGAGAACCACGUGGCUCUGGUAGUGAUGACCAUCAUCUUCCUCACCAUUGCCUAUGUGAAGCUGCGCUUCAUGAAGAAAUUCACAUGAUCACAUAGGAUUCAACAGCUCACCCAUUAUGCUGAGUAGUUCUGCUGUUUUGGUAAAUCACACUGCACUAGCAAGAAGAAAUAAAACUGCCCAUGUGUACAGUGUUGAACACAGGGGUGGGGGGUUUACAUUACAACCGAAGUUGAAGUUAUUUGUUCUGAAAUGUCUCCUUUUUCACUUUGAUAUUUAAUCUCAGUAUAAUGUUGCUUUAUUGUAUGUGCUAUUUAUCCUUACAAAUCAUAUUGCCUUUGUUCUAAUUCUAAGCCAAAUGUUUCAAAGUAUUUAAAAAAAAAAGCUGAUCUGAAUCAUAUAUGUGUGUGUAUAUAUAGCAAAUUGAAGUGCCUUUUAUAUUGAAGAUAUGUUUCUGUUUCUUGUGCUUUUUCACAUUUUGUUGUAAAACAAUACUGAAUGUUUUAUUGUAAUUGUUCGCUUGUGAAAUUGAAGUGCAUUUUGUAUUCAGGAUUUUCUGAAAGCUUAAUUUAAGUUCUCUUUUUGCUUUGUGUGUGUGCCCUGGCGUCUGUUUGAACUAAAGCUAUACUGUUCUGACUGGGUAGUGUUGCUUCCUGAUGACAAACUUGCCAAAGACUAACUGUGCAGAAUUGGUCUUUGGUCCAUCUAGAUGUUCUAAAAGCUGUUUCGUGAUUUAGUGGGAAUACAUGUCUGUUUGUUUUUAACACAUCACUUUGAAGUGCUCCAAAUGUCAAAUAUGAACAGGUUAAUGAUGGUCUCAAGGACUCAUUGCUGGCAGAGGUCACUGAGUUCUUGACCUUAAAUCCAAAGGUCUCACAUCAUCCUAAUCUCUCUUAAUCAGUUUAAUCAGUCCACAUCAACAAACAUCAGUCGGUGGAUUAUCAUAACACGAUCUCAUGGUCUGCACACACAUUUCACACCAUUGCUGUUGAAAGCCAAAUCCAGAGAUUUAAACUGAAAUCCUUUAAACCCCCCACGGCUGUUCACACCUAAAUUAUUAGCGAUAGGAAUCCGUUUUAAUGUGAGGAACCCCUGAACUACAUGAAGUUAAAUCACAACUCAAAAUGGUCUUUCUGUGAGAUUUUAUUGAGUAUCAGCACAGUCUCAAGAUAACGUCAGGAAAUUAUAUUAAACACACUCAGGCUUACAUUAAUUCCGCAAAGUACAAAAUAGUACCGACAAUUUCACAUGGG